This is a messenger RNA of Sipha flava (yellow sugarcane aphid), 594 nucleotides long. RefSeq names its product zinc finger MYM-type protein 1-like. The coding region runs from base 1 to 594 and encodes 197 amino acids. The record is from RefSeq and is a predicted model, not a curated record. The transcript is spliced from 4 exons. NCBI's taxonomy places the organism in Eukaryota, Metazoa, Arthropoda, Insecta, Hemiptera, Aphididae.
AUGAAUAAUGUCGAUGAGACUAAUUCCACAAGUGCAGUUGACAUUACUGACUUGAGUAAAGGUGGUAGUUUUACUGAACAAGUUGAAAAUGUUUAUGACAAGGAAGUGGCUUAUUAUAAAAAUGAUAUAGGACACUACUUGGCAAAUAUUGAAUCAGGUGAUGAAUUAUUACAAAAACAUAUAUCGGAGAAUUUAAUUAAAAAUGAUAUAGUUAAUUUAGAUAACGCGGCAAAUGCUUUUUCUGUUAUUGCUGAUGAAACUGCAGAUAUUUCUGAAAUAGAAAAAUUGUCAAUAGGAAUUCGAUUUUUAGUCAAACACUCAAAUCCACCAAAAAUUAGAGAAGAAUUUUUACGAUUUACUCCAUUAGAAAAAUUAAAUGCUCAAUCCGUAGCUACAAACAUUAUAUCAUUUACGACUGACUGUGGUUUAAAUUUAAACAAACUAUAUGGGCAAGGAUAUGAUGGUUGUGCUACAAUGGCCGGACAAGAAGGCGGUGUUAGUAAAUUAAUUCGUAAUAAAUACACCAAAACGUUAUUUUUUCAUUGUUCUAAUCCAGUGUUUCUCAACCUUUGUAUAAUGGCGACACACUAUUAA